This is a messenger RNA of Westerdykella ornata, 3110 nucleotides long. RefSeq lists its product as uncharacterized. The transcript has 2 exons. The record is from RefSeq and is a predicted model, not a curated record. The coding region runs from base 463 to 2811 and encodes 782 amino acids. NCBI's taxonomy places the organism in Eukaryota, Fungi, Ascomycota, Dothideomycetes, Pleosporales, Sporormiaceae.
UACCACUCCUCGAGAUUCAUCAACAAGCUGUGAUAAUUGAUGGACCCAUCAUCAGCAGUCGGUGUCGCGAGCGCCGUUGUUCAGUUUGUGGAUUUCUCCAGCAAGCUCAUCUGGGGCACGAUCAAAAUCUAUAGGGCGAAGCAGGAGAAUCGCAGGGGCGGCGAUGACUACGAUGACCUUGAAGACCUUAACGAAAGCCUUGUAGGCAUCAACGACCGGAUUCAACUUGAGCUCUCCGGAUUGAAUGAGGCAACCAUGUCUGCCAACGACUGAGUUGUCGCAAGACUGUGCAGAGAGUGCAAUCAGGUCGCGGAGGAGCUCUUCGCUGCUCUGAAGCGUCUGAAGAGCGGGAGCAGAAACCAGGCUUGGGCGAGUUUUGUCCAGGCUUUACGAACUGUGUGGAGCGAAUCCGAGAUCGAGUCUUUAAAGAAGACCCUUGAUAGCUUCCGGACACAGAUAUCUAUGCAUACCCUUGUGUCCGUGCGCGAGGAGGUAUUUUCGUUGCAGCGAAGACAAUCCUCCAAGAACGAGAAACUUGUCACCACCGUGAAGGAGACCCAAUCAGCAGUUCGGCAUUAUCUCGACCAAGUCAGCAUGUUGGAUCGCGAAUGGAAGCGGCAAGUUCUUGCAAGCUUGAACGAAACAUACAGCGAGAAGAAACGAGCGGGAGACUCAGCCCAGCUACCUGCACUGAACAUGAAAGACAAUCUCGAAACCGGAGAUAUCGAGAGCUUCAGCCAGCGACUUCUUCUCGAGUUGCAAUUCAGAGGGAUGGACUAUCGCUAUGAGAAGAUCUCAGAUGCGCACGCCAAGACUUUUGAAUGGAUCUUCCGUCCUCCUGAAAGUCCUAUCUGGUCCAACUUUGUCGAAUGGCUGACAAACAAUGAGUCCCUCUACUGGAUCACCGGGAAGCCGGCUGCUGGGAAAUCGACUCUUCUCAAGUUCGUCUACAAAGAUAAUCGUACUCAAGCUCUGCUCAGGAAAUGGGCGGCCGACAAGAAGCUGAUAGUUUCUAGCUUCUACUUCUGGCACGCCGGCGCAACUAUGCAGAUGUCACAGGAAGGAUUCGCAAGGACGCUUUUGCACUCUGCCCUUCAGCAGGCACCUGACCUGCUCCCUGCUGUGUUUCCUAACAGGUUGGAAACAUAUGUUCUCUUCGGUCACAAAACAGCCUGGGCAGCGCCGUGGACGUGGAAAGAGCUGGUAACCGCCUUCAGGCCCCUCAUCAAAGAAGCUGGCAAGACGAUGAGGCUGUUCUUUUUGGUUGACGGCCUUGACGAAUUCAAUGGCAACCACGACGAGCUAGUGGAGCUGGUCCAGAGCUUCCUAGAUCCAAAUGUGAAGAUCUGUGUCUCCAGCCGGCCGUGGAACGUCUUCGAGGAUGGAUUUCGUCAAAGGCCCAGUUUGAGAGUUGAGGACCUCACAUCACAGGAUAUUCGGCACUACGUGCGUGCCCGGUUCCUCGCUAAUCCCGGCUUCAACCAGCUCCACAUGCUCGACCCCGAGUUUGCCGACCGUCUCAUAGAGAACGUAACACAAAAAUCAAAGGGCGUCUUUAUAUGGGUGUCAUUGGUGACAGAUUCUCUCCUCGAGGGAUUGCGAGACGGAGAGCGCCUAACGGACCUUGAGGAGCGAUUGGAUUCGCUACCUCAGGAUCUCGAGUCUCUGUUUUGGGCUGUCCUUUCCAACCUCAACCCGCAGCAGAAGGCACGCACAUCUCAGAUUCUACAGAUUCUUAGAUCUUCGUUGGAUCCGAUGACUCUGUUGAUAAUGUCGUUUGCCGAUGAAGAGGAUCCGGAACUGGCGCUCAGAAUCCCUGUCGCCACCAUUCCAUUACGGCAAGCCACUGCGCAGGCCGAAAUUAUGAGAAGACGACUCAACGGCUGUUGCAAAGGCCUUAUUGAAGCAAGUCGAGGGUGCACCUCGUACUUGCCCGACGCACAAAUUGGUUAUCUUCACCGGACGGUCAAAGAUUAUUUCGAUCGCCCAGAGGUGUGGAUUGAAUUUGUCGCAAUGACUGGCCCAAAAUUCUACCCAGAUGUUAGGCUGUGCAACGCCCAACUUGCAAUGUUCAAAAUUAGUUCGUCACCACUCGUCUGCGAUAGCGCGUCUCGUAACAGAUUUUUGGAUAAAGUCGCGACUAUUAUCGAGUACGCGGUCCGGGCUGAGAAGGCUGGUGCAGGACCCCAACUCUCUCUGCUCAAAGAUUUGGACGCCGCUGCAACAAAGAGAGUCAGAGCCGAAGGCUAUUCCCGCCACUGGUCCGCUGGAUGGAUGGCUUGCGAGUACAAUCGUGACUUUGUUCAUCUGGCAGUCCAAUGCCAGCUAUGGUCGUACGUCGAGUCGGCCCUGUCAGAGCCUCUGGAUCCGCAAAUCCAACGAAAUAUAACGAAUCUUCUAUUUGUGGCAGUACACCUGUACAGUUUGUUCAAACCAACACCGACUUCGGAUAAGGAUCCCUCCUUUGAACGGUUCAAAUACGUCUUCAAGAAAAAUCCGCACAUUGGGAUUAUCAAACUAGUUUUAGAACGAGGCGCGGACCCGAACAUGAAGUUUGACAAUGCAAUAGUCAACUUCGGAAUACAAGGCUCCUUUUCCACCUGGGAAGUGAUAUGUAUGAAGACAGAACAAAGCAACUUUGAUUACACGGAAAUCUUUGGGCUCUUUCUCCAGCACGGCGCGGACCCGAAGGUCUGGCUGAAAAUAAAGGGGAAUCGAGGUUGCGUUUCGAAGCUAGCCCGCCGAAAGAGAAACGAAGCAAGACUUACCCGCGUUGUCAGCAUCUUUGGGAUGAAAGAGUACAAGAGUUGAAUAGUUAUAACCUUGGUCCAAUUCAGGGCUCAACUAUUUGAGCUAGUAAGGAAUCUCGAUCCUCUAUAGACGCCGCAUAGUUCUGAACCUAUUAAACUCUCUUAGGCUAUAGCUUGACUCAAAAGUUCUCCUAUUGACUAGGGCGCUGUAGAGCCUGCUCGGCGACAUCUGCUGACGCGAAUUUUCAAAUGUUUAGAAGUCUGUCACAAGAUCGUUCAGUAAAUAGUGACGAACUAGGAAUUUAAGCGAUUAGUUUUUAAGUAAAGUAGAAUAGUUAAUAGCUAAAAAGGCUUUUGCGU